AUGAAUGCCUGGAACCACACAAAUGAAUCUAACUUUAUACUUAUGGGAUUGACAGAUUCCAAGGAGAUCCAGCUAGUCCUCUCUGUGCUGUUUCUCUUUAUAUACAUGGCCACUGUGCUGGGGAACAUAGGCAUGAUGUUAAUCAUUCGUCUAGAAGUCCAGCUUCACACUCCGAUGUAUUUCUUCCUCACCCACUUGUCAUUCCUUGACCUCAUUUACUCAACUGUCAUCACACCUAAAACCUUGGAGAACCUGCUGACUUCCAGAAAGAGCAUUUCCUUCAUGGACUGCUUCAUUCAAUUGUACUUUUUUGCCCUCUUCGCUGUAACUGAAUGCUUUAUACUGUCUUCCAUGGCCUAUGACCGCUAUGUAGCCAUCUGCAAUCCCCUACACUAUCCAGUUAUUAUGUCCACAAGACGCUGCCAUGCUCUUAUCACUGUAUCCUACGUGAUUGGAGCUAUGGAUUCCAUUAGCACUAUCUCUCCUAUAAACACCUUGAAUUUCUGCAGUUCCAAGGUAAUCCAUCAUUUCUUUUGUGAUGCAUUCCCAAUUUUAGCCCUGUCCUGCAGUGAUACCUAUGAUGCUGAGGUCAACAUAUUCAUUCUAGCUGGACUUACUCUACUGGUGUCCCUUCUCAUUAUUUUCUUUUCAUAUGUGUCCAUUCUCUCUACGAUUUUGAAGAUAAAUUCUUCCUCAGGUAAGCACAAAGCCUUUUCCACUUGUGCCUCACAUCUCCUAGGAGUCACUGUCUCUUAUGGAACUAUGAUCUUUACUUAUUUGAAGCCAAGCAAGUCCUACUCUCUGGGAAAGGACCAAGUAGCUUCUGUUUUCUAUACAAUUGUGAUCCCCAUGCUGAACCCACUCAUUUAUAGUCUCAGAAACAAAGAAGUGAAAAGUGCUGCCCUUAGACUUGUGAAAAAGAAAGAAGGGUCCCAGGAAUUUACAUAA
Molecule: messenger RNA, 948 nt
Organism: Alexandromys fortis (reed vole)
Lineage: Eukaryota; Metazoa; Chordata; Mammalia; Rodentia; Cricetidae
Product: olfactory receptor 8H1-like
Exons: 1
Coding region: 1-948 (315 amino acids)
Biological process (GO): sensory perception of smell; G protein-coupled receptor signaling pathway
Cellular component (GO): membrane
Molecular function (GO): olfactory receptor activity; G protein-coupled receptor activity; odorant binding
Source: RefSeq, a predicted model, not a curated record